AUGGACGGGCUGCUGCUCUUGUGGGGCAUUGUGCUGGCGGGCAGUGCCCGCUGCCAGGCGGUGCCCGCCGAGCCGGGCGCGCCCUCCUGCCCGCCCCAGUGCCACUGCGAGCAGGAUGGCAUCGUGCUCUCGGUGGAUUGCUCCGAGCUGGGGCUCUCGGAGCUCCCCGCCAGCCUAAGCCCUCUCACCGCCUACCUAGACCUGAGCAUGAACAACAUCAGCCAGCUGCAGCCGCGUGCGCUCCGGCACCUGCGCUUCCUGGAGGAGCUGCGCCUCUCUGGAAACCAGAUCUCCAGGAUCCCAGGGGAAGCUUUCUCUGGCCUCUACAGCCUGAAGAUCCUGAUGUUGCAGAACAAUCAGCUGAGCAGCAUCCCUGCAGAGGCACUGAGAGAUCUUCCAAAUCUCCAAUCUCUCCGCCUGGAUGCAAACCUCAUCUCCGUGGUGCCCGACAGGAGCUUUGAGGGGCUGCUGUCCCUGCGUCACCUGUGGCUGGACGACAACGCGCUGACGGAGAUCCCGGUGCGCGCCCUCAACCACCUGCCAGCGCUGCAGGCCAUGACCCUGGCCCUCAACCAGAUCUGGCACAUCCCCGACUUCGCCUUCCAGAACCUCAGCAGCCUCGUGGUGCUGCACCUGCACAACAACCGGAUCCAAAGCCUGGGAGCUAACGGCUUUGAUGGGCUGCACAGCCUGGAAACCCUGGAUCUGAAUUACAACGAGCUGCUGGAGUUCCCCGGGGCUAUCAGGACACUGGGCCGACUGCAGGAGCUUGGUUUUCACAACAACAACAUCAAAGCUAUUCCAGAGAACGCAUUCGUUGGGAAUCCCCUCCUCCAAACAAUCCAUUUUUAUGACAAUCCCAUCCAGUUUGUUGGACAGUCUGCUUUCCAGUACCUGCCAAAGCUCCACACUCUGUCCCUCAAUGGAGCCACGGACAUCAGGGAGUUCCCAGACCUCAAAGGCACCACCAGCCUAGAAGUUUUGACCCUGACCCGGGCAGGAAUCCAUUUCCUCCCCAGAAGGAUGUGCCAGCAGCUGCCCAGCCUCCGAGUCCUAGAGCUGUCACACAACCAAAUUGAGGAGCUGCCCAGUUUCCACCGGUGCCAGCAGCUGGAGGAGCUGGGUCUCCAGCACAACAAGAUCCAGGAGAUCAGAGCAGACACCUUUGUGCAGCUGCUGGCCCUGCGCUCCAUAGACCUGAGCUGGAAUUCCAUCCAGUUUAUUCACCCAGAAGCCUUUGUGACCCUGCACUCCCUCACCAAGCUGGACCUGACUGACAACCAGCUGGCCACGCUGCCCCUGGAUGGUUUGGCUGGACUGACCCACCUGAAACUCCAGGGCAACCCAGCUCUCUCUGAGCCCUUCAGCAAGGAGAGCUUCCCCAAAAUGAGAGUCCUGGAGGUGCCCUAUGCCUACCAGUGCUGUGCCUAUGGGAGCUGCAGCAGCUUCUUCAGGGUGUCCAGCCAGUGGGAGGCAGAAGACAUGGCCCCUGAGGAGGAGGAUCCCCACAAGAGGACCUUGGAGUUGUUCCCAGGCCACGGUGACAACCACUAUGACCUGGAUGCAGAUGAUCUUCAGCUGGACCUUGAGGAAUCCAAGCUGCACCCCACAAUUCAGUGCACACCAAGCCCAGGUCCCUUCAAGCCCUGUGAUCACCUGUUUGAGAGCUGGAUCAUCCGCCUGGGAGUCUGGCUCAUCGUCCUCGUCUCGGUGCUCUGCAACGGGCUGGUCAUCCUGGCUGUCUUUGCCUCCCCCAGCUACCUGUCCCCGGUGAAGUUCCUGGUGGGCUCCAUCGCCGGGGCCAACCUGCUGACGGGCAUCUCGUGCAGCAUGCUGGCCCUCGUGGACAGCCUCACCUACGGCCGCUUCGCCCGCUACGGCGCCCGAUGGGAGACGGGCGCGGGCUGCAGGGUGACAGGGUUCCUGUCCGUGCUGGCCUCCCAGGCUGCCAUCUUCCUGCUGACCCUGGCUGCUGUGCAGUGCAGCCUCUCGGCCUCCUGCGUGCGGGGAUACGGGAAGUCCCCGUCCCUGGGCAAGGUCAAGGCCGCUGCCUGUUGCUGCCUCUUGUUGUCCUCUGUGGCCGCCAUCCUGCCUCUCUUCUCCAUUGGGGAAUAUGGAGCAUCCCCUCUGUGCCUCCCAUACCCCAUCCCAGAGGGGAAACCCAGCAGCCUGGGCUUCACCGUGGCCUUGGUGAUGACAAACACGCUCUGCUUCCUGACCAUCACGGGCACCUACAUCCGCCUCUACUGCAGCCUGCUCAAGGGGGAGUUCAGCGCUGUCUGGGACUGCGCCAUGGUCAAGCAUGUGGCCUGGCUGAUCUUCACCAACUGCCUCCUCUACUGCCCAGUGGCCUUCCUCACCUUCUCCUCUACCCUCAAUCUCUUCCUUAUCACCCCAGAGGUCAUCAAAUCCGUCUUCCUUGUGGUCCUGCCCCUGCCCGCCUGCCUGAACCCCUUGCUCUACCUGCUCUUCAACCCCCACUUCAGAGAUGACUUCCGCCUGCUGAGGCAGAAAGGGCAGGACAAGAGCAGCUUCCCCCAGUCCUGCAGGGCUGAUGACAUGGAGAAAAGCUCCUAUGACUCCACCCAGGCUCUGGUGAACUUCUCUGACAUCGACCACAUGUGUGAGACACCUGAUUCCCUGGGAGUGCAGCCCAUCCUUGACAGCUACAGCUUCCCCUCCAUGGCGCUCAUCCCCUGCCAGCAAAGGGUGGGCACCAGGGGCAAGGAGAGGGGCUGCUCUGAGCACUGCCCCUGCCUCAAUGACAGUGAGGUGCUGAUAACUCCAGAGAGCCGGGAUCUGUCUGGCAGCAGCCUCCGGAUAACCUUCUUCCCCUCCCCAGCCACGCCGCCCUACACAUCUCACGUAUAACCCUGCUGGGAGCAGCCGUGGGAACGGCCCCACAGCCCACACCGAGGGCCAAAACCAGUGCCCAGGGGCCAGUAAGGUGACACAAACGGCUCCCUGAAAAGCACCAGUACAAUCUGUCUACCCUCAUCCCCAUCACACCUGCCUGGGCAACAGGCACCGCUCUGCCAGCUGCCCCUGGCCUGGAAGGGCUCUGACUGAGCUCCAGACACUCAGGGCUGGCCAUGGAAGGAGACAAUCCCUGUGUGAGUCUCACUUCUGCUAGGAACUGCCUGGGAGAGAGCCCCCCUGGCUCAGGAAGUGGGUCAGGGAAAGCUCCUCCUGCCCACCCUGCAGCAUCACCAGCCAGGAGGAGCCUGCAGCAAAGCCAAGCUUGUGUUCCCAAGGCAGAGACCUCUUGGCCAAAGUCAUGGCUCUGUGGCAACCCCUGGAAAUGGCCACCUGUGAGGACAUGGCCACCAACAGGAACCCCAGGCCUUGUCCUCUAGGGCUCUCUGCAGGUCCCACACACCCCUGGAAAUGGGCUGGUGCCUGCCUCACACCACCAAAAGCAGCAUAUCCAUGUGUACACCUGAGUUUUGGACACCUCUACUUUGGGAAUCCCCAUUCAUUCACUGGGAGCCUCAUGGGUUGGACACAACCCUCACUUCCAGCCAAGCCCAGGAGCUGGGGAUGCUCAGCCUUUCAAUCUGACCCACAGAGUCUCACAAGGGGUCUCUGAAACCCGCAGCAGCCAAACCCAAACAGUUCCCGGAGAAUCCCAUGUGCUCUGCCUGAGGUCACCCAGCAGCACCAAGCCAAGGCACCCAAGGGCACAGCAGGCCCCCUCAAACAGCACAGCACACCUGGGGCACUCCUGUCUGCAGCCACCUGCUCCUGGUCAGACAUGGUGAGAAUGGGGUCUGGCUGCUGCCUCAUUGCCCCCAAACCUCAC
Melospiza georgiana is the source of this 3802-nucleotide messenger RNA. It is a transcript of the gene LGR6, whose product is annotated as leucine rich repeat containing G protein-coupled receptor 6. Gene Ontology annotation, biological process: G protein-coupled receptor signaling pathway. Gene Ontology annotation, molecular function: protein binding; protein-hormone receptor activity; G protein-coupled receptor activity. The record is from RefSeq and is a predicted model, not a curated record. Gene Ontology annotation, cellular component: membrane. NCBI's taxonomy places the organism in Eukaryota, Metazoa, Chordata, Aves, Passeriformes, Passerellidae. Bases 1 to 2871 code for a protein of 956 amino acids. The transcript is spliced from 18 exons.